AGCAGCCGGAGCCCGGGAGAGGCGCUGAGGGAGGCGGCACCGAGCCCAGCCCGGCCCGGCCCGGCCCGGCCCGGCGACCCGCUCCGCACCGGGGGCACGGCCGGCCCCGCCCCGCCCCGCGCUCGCUGCGGCCCGGCCCGGGGCUCCCGAGCAGGCGGGGCCCAGGCGGCCUCGGCUCCCCGACCCCUGCCAUCUUAGCGGCCGAGCCCGAGCCCGGCCCCGGGCCGCCUGCCGAGCCGAGCCGAGCCGAGCCGAGCCGACGGAGGUAAUCCAUGCUGAAAAGGCCCCAUUCAUACAGAUGAACCAAGAGUUGAGGCAGCACUUUCAACCCAGAUAGUCAGUCGGCCAUCUGCCCAGCAGGAUGCCAUCAACCAGCCGAGCGGGCAGCCUGAAGGACCCAGAAAUUGCAGAGCUCUUCUUCAAAGAAGAUCCAGAAAAACUCUUCACAGAUCUCCGAGAGAUUGGCCAUGGAAGCUUUGGAGCAGUUUAUUUUGCACGUGAUGUGCGCACCAAUGAAGUGGUGGCCAUCAAGAAAAUGUCAUAUAGUGGGAAGCAAUCCAAUGAGAAAUGGCAGGAUAUUAUUAAGGAAGUCAAGUUUCUACAAAGAAUAAAACAUCCUAACAGUAUAGAAUACAAAGGCUGCUAUUUGCGUGAGCAUACAGCAUGGCUUGUUAUGGAAUAUUGUUUAGGAUCGGCAUCAGACUUACUAGAAGUUCAUAAAAAGCCAUUGCAAGAGGUGGAAAUAGCAGCAAUUACCCAUGGUGCUCUCCAGGGACUAGCAUACUUACAUUCUCACAAUAUGAUCCAUCGAGAUAUCAAGGCAGGAAACAUCCUGCUGACAGAGCCAGGCCAGGUGAAGCUUGCUGACUUUGGAUCUGCUUCCAUAGCAUCUCCUGCCAAUUCGUUUGUGGGGACGCCAUAUUGGAUGGCCCCAGAAGUAAUUUUAGCCAUGGAUGAAGGGCAGUAUGAUGGCAAAGUAGAUGUUUGGUCUCUUGGAAUAACAUGUAUUGAAUUAGCGGAAAGGAAGCCUCCUUUGUUUAAUAUGAACGCAAUGAGUGCCUUAUAUCACAUAGCGCAGAAUGAAUCCCCUACACUACAGUCUAAUGAAUGGUCUGAUUAUUUUCGAAACUUCGUAGAUUCUUGCCUCCAGAAAAUUCCUCAAGACAGGCCUACAUCAGAGGAGCUUCUGAAGCACAUGUUUGUUCUUCGGGAGCGGCCUGAAACAGUGUUAAUAGACCUGAUUCAGAGAACAAAGGAUGCAGUAAGAGAACUGGACAAUCUGCAGUAUCGCAAAAUGAAGAAACUCCUUUUCCAGGAGGCACACAAUGGGCCUGCAGUAGAAGCACAGGAAGAGGAGGAGGAGCAAGACCAUGGCGUUGGCAGGACAGGAACAGUGAACAGUGUUGGAAGUAAUCAGUCCAUUCCCAGUAUGUCCAUCAGUGCCAGUAGCCAAAGCAGUAGUGUUAACAGUCUUCCAGAUGCCUCCGAUGACAAGAGUGAGCUCGACAUGAUGGAAGGGGACCACACCGUGAUGUCAAAUAGCUCUGUCAUCCAUGUAAAGCCUGAGGAAGAAAAUUACAGAGAAGAGUCUGAUUCUAGAACAAGGACAUCAGAACCACAGUCUCCACCCCAAGUAUCUCGCCACAAGUCACAUUACCGUAAUCGAGAGCACUUUGCUACUAUACGUACAGCAUCACUGGUGACAAGGCAAAUGCAGGAACAUGAACAAGACUCUGAGCUCCGAGAACAGAUGUCUGGCUAUAAACGCAUGAGACGGCAGCACCAGAAACAGCUGAUGGCACUGGAGAACAAACUGAAGGCAGAGAUGGAUGAGCAUCGCCUCAGGUUGGACAAAGAUCUUGAAACGCAGCGCAAUAACUUCGCUGCAGAAAUGGAAAAGCUAAUUAAAAAACACCAAGCAGCCAUGGAGAAGGAGGCUAAAGUGAUGGCCAAUGAAGAAAAGAAAUUUCAACAACAUAUUCAGGCCCAGCAAAAGAAAGAACUGAACAGCUUCCUGGAGUCCCAGAAGAGAGAAUACAAGCUCCGUAAAGAACAGCUCAAAGAGGAGCUGAAUGAAAACCAGAGCACUCCAAAGAAGGAGAAGCAGGAGUGGCUCUCCAAACAGAAGGAGAACAUUCAGCAUUUCCAGGCAGAGGAGGAAGCCAACUUGCUGCGGCGCCAGAGACAGUAUUUGGAGCUGGAGUGCCGCCGCUUUAAGAGAAGAAUGCUUCUCGGGCGCCAUAACCUGGAACAGGACUUAGUUCGGGAGGAGUUAAAUAAAAGGCAGACACAGAAGGAUCUGGAGCACGCCAUGUUGCUGCGACAGCAUGAGUCUAUGCAAGAACUGGAGUUCCGCCAUCUCAAUACCAUCCAGAAGAUGCGUUGCGAGCUGAUCAGGCUUCAGCACCAAACUGAGCUCACAAACCAGCUGGAAUACAACAAGCGACGAGAGCGUGAGCUAAGGCGUAAGCAUGUCAUGGAAGUUCGACAGCAGCCUAAGAGUCUGAAGUCUAAAGAACUACAGAUAAAGAAGCAGUUUCAGGACACGUGUAAGAUCCAAACCAGACAGUACAAAGCACUGAGAAACCACCUGCUGGAGACCACACCAAAGAGUGAACACAAAGCUGUCCUAAAACGGCUCAAGGAAGAGCAGACCCGGAAACUGGCCAUCCUAGCUGAGCAGUACGAUCACAGCAUCAAUGAAAUGCUCUCAACACAAGCUCUGCGUCUGGACGAGGCACAAGAAGUGGAGUGCCAGGGGUUGAAGAUGCAGCUGCAGCAAGAGCUGGAGCUGCUGAAUGCGUAUCAGAGUAAAAUCAAAAUGCAGGCUGAGGCCCAGCACGAUCGGGAGUUGCGUGACCUGGAGCAGAGGGUGUCCCUUCGCAGGGCCCUCCUGGAGCAGAAGAUUGAGGAGGAGAUGCUGGCAUUGCAGAAUGAGCGCACCGAACGGAUACGAAGCCUGCUGGAGCGUCAAGCCCGCGAGAUUGAAGCCUUUGAUUCAGAAAGCAUGAGGCUAGGUUUCAGUAACAUGGUUCUGUCUAAUCUCUCCCCCGAGGCGUUCAGCCACAGCUACCCGGGAGCUUCUGGCUGGUCCCACAAUCCUACUGGGGGUGCGGGACCUCACUGGGGUCAUCCCAUGGGUGGCCCACCACAAGCUUGGGGCCAUCCAAUGCAAGGUGGACCCCAGCCAUGGGGUCACCCCUCAGGGCCCAUGCAAGGGGUACCUCGAGGUAGUGCUAUAGGGGUCCGCAACAGCCCCCAGGCUCUGAGGCGGACUGCUUCUGGGGGACGGACGGAGCAGGGCAUGAGCAGGAGCACAAGUGUUACUUCACAAAUAUCCAAUGGUUCACACAUGUCUUAUACAUAACUUAAACAGGAACUGCGGGUGGCAAUUCCACCAGAGCUGUCUGCCAACAGAAACUGCCUACAGAUGCGUCCCAGCAGCCUCCUCAGUGUGGGACUGCAGCGUGAUGCUGGGUGACCAUGGAGUAUUGUAUUCAUUUUGUAAAGCGCUCUGUUUUGUGUCUACUAACUGGGAUGUCAUAGUAUUUGGCUGCAGGGUUUGUUUUUUUAAUUUUUAUGUUUUGGGGGGGCCUGGGGAGGGGAUCUAAGACAUAUAUGCAACUAGUCAGAGAAGUUGGCUGUUGGUUAUGGCAUUGAAGCUGCACAAGGGCUCAGACUGCUUUAACCCCCCGCUCCCUACAGAGUGGUGGGAAGAGUUCAAACCUUCGCUAAUGUCCAAACUUCUUACCAGCCACCUGAGCAGACCAGGUGGGCUGCAAAUAAGUCACUAUCUGGCAGAGGAGCAGCUGUGUUUUCUGCCCAUUGUUUAUCAUGAAAUUGGCCACAUUUCAAGGUGUAGCCUCAGGAAGAGAGGAAUUAAAGGAACUGUAGGUGAGGUAGAGGGGCAAGAGGAAAGGCUUUGCUUGCUGAGAUGACAGGGAUCAACACAGACCCUUGCCACCCGAGUGCGCACACUCUAUUGCACUAAGAGUUGAGCUUUCUCCAAGGGCAUAGGGCAGCUUCCUGGGCACCACACUGGUAGAUGUGUGUGCAGGGGGAGGGCUGGAAAUGUUUAAAAUCCAGCUUAGCAUCUUUGCACUCCCCUGGCUGUGCUGGUGGCAGGGGUGUCAUGCUUUGGAGGAGGUUGGGAAGAAGAGCAUAAAUAAUAAAAGAGCGCUUGAAUGGCUAAUACUGUGACAUCUCACCUUAGCUAAGCAUCAGAAUAAUUCUUGGAGCCCUAAAUAGUUCUUUUGCUCUGUUCUUCAGAAACCUUGGACUUACAGCCAAUCAAUCUGAAAUGCCAGAGGUAUUUUGAAAGAUGCCAUAGUCACAAAAUGCCAUUGACCGGGGUUUUCAUUACUGCGUUACAUACACCAAUUUAUUACCUUUUGGCUUGUUGCAAUUUCCUGUUUACAUGUUGAGUGUAGCCAACUGUUUCAAUGUUUAGUUGCCAUAGUGUACCAGGAGGAGCUGAGCCAAUGACUCUUUACCAGCUGCUGACUAACCUACAUCACCACUGUAGGUCUUGCUGCAUGUGAGGCUCCUUUGUAUUAUUUUGGUUGCCGCAGUACUUUACAACUUUACAGGCCAUUGAGACUUUGUGAUCAUUUGGUAGCAUGUCACACCACAUGUAGGAAGCACUAUUUCCAGAUGGCUCUUAUCAGAGCUGCUGUACUACUGAAAGGGAGCAAAAGAUGUUGGGGAGUAAAUUAAAAAAAAUUUAAUUAAAAAGGUCAGGGAGUCUGAAAAUAAAUGGAAUGAUUUUUGUGGCUACGUCUCAACCCUUAAUGCUGGAAGUGGGAAGUGUUGUAAAAGACUAGUACCAGUGGUGGGGAGUUCUGGGCAGGUCAGCUCCAUGAUAUUCAGAUGAGAAUAGGUAGAUUAAGCUUGGUUUGAGGUAAAGAUUUUCUUCCUGGGGACAGACCAGCCAGAGUUCUUUGUAAAUUACUUUCCUUGCACACUAAUCAUCUUGAAGAAAACACUAGCUGCUAACUCUAGGAUUUGCGUUUAACAUGUUCAUAGGGCUCACAAGAAUGUUUGUCCAUGUGACAUAUUUAUAUAGAAAUACUCCAGUGUCUCACUGCUGUUCAGUUUUCUCAACAGUGUGACAUUCUUUUGUUAACUAAAUUAAAAUCCACUCCAGAUCCUUAACUCUUAGCCAAUGUCUGGUGAAUCCAAACUUCAGGAUUUCCAGUGUCUCGGUAUAUCAUAUCACUCAGAACAAAGAUAAACAUGAUACCAAAAUACAUUUGAUUUACCCUUUGGCACGGCCUGGUAGUAUUAACCGUGUUCACAGAAGUUUGGGAUGAGGUGGUGGAGCCGCUGGGGAAUACGCCGGUUGGUUAUCCUGUAGGACAGGUAUGUUUGGGACAAAGAUGAACUCUCUGACUCCUUAUUCCCCUUGAGACACAUCUCUGUGUGGGAUGGAUGUUUUCUCUUCUAGCUGUUCUUUUGCAUUAAAAUGUUCAAAUGAAAUUAAGGAAAAUCACCUUCAUUUUCCUGUUUUAAGAAAAAAAAAUCAAAAGCCAAACACCUAUGUUGGACCUUACCACCUUGGAGGGUGUAUCCACAGCAUGGUGCUAAUAUGCAAUGUUUAGGGGUUCUCACCCCCUCAUAAUCCCAGACAGUAGCAGUGAUGGGCACUGUACUUUAAAAUUCAGGAGUUUCAUUCUUUUGCUUCUGUUAUGCUUUGAAUUUGGCCAAAGUCUCUGGCUUAAAUUGAGCUAAUUCAAGAAGAGUUCCCUCAAACCAUCUAUUUGUGUAAUGUAAAGCAUAAUUAAAUGCUGGACCCAAAUGAUGUCUAUCACAUAUUGGCUUUUUUGUGUCCAAAGGAAUUAUGUAGUAACCAUUUUUACAUGUAUAUCAUGUGCAGACCUGGACUAUUCCAAUGAGUUAAUAUUUUAAUUAAAAUAGUUUGCAAAAACUGAUUCAGAUCAACUGGUAUAAAUGUGUGUGUCUCUGUGUGUACAUGUGGGGAACAGAAGUUACCUUCCGAAUGAGUUUGAUCUCAAGAGAUGUUUCCCAAUUACUCAGUUGUUGUAAUCUGUGGGAAUUGCUUCAUAUUGUGUAGUGGAGGUAUAUGAGGAGGUAAAUUAGUGUAUAUAUAAUGUAUAUGUUAUAGAUAUCAUAUAUCUCGCAUUCAAAGCUUUGUGACAUAUAUGUAUAAACAUAGAAUCAAAAUAUUCCAGAGACGCAAACACUUUCUGAAUCAGUUUGCAAACUCCAUUUUAAAAAAAUUAAAACUAAGUACUUCACACUGUACUGUACUCUCUCACUCGUGCUGCCACGCUGUACUGAACCCUCCUUCCCACCCUCUCACGCCGCCGCGCUGUACUGAACCCUCCCACUCACGCUGCCGCGCUGUACUGUACCCUCCCUCCCACCCACCCUCUCAUGCCGCCACGCUGUACUGUACCCUCCCUCUCACACACCGUGGUCUACUGAAACCUCCCUCCCUCCCUCCCACUCAUGCCACCGCGCUGUACUGUACCCUCCUUCCCACUCACGUCCCAACCAGGGCUUUAAAAAUACUGUUGUUUGUAAAUUGUGGAAACUACUCCCAGUGUCUCAGCAAGAUGAUAGUUUUCCAUCUUCUAUGUGAGGAUUAACACUGGGAAAAUGUCUGUGUAUAUUACUUUACAAUUUUUAUGACAGUAUUUUAAAAUACUGGUGCCAGCUUGACAUCUACAGUAUAUUAUUCUGUGUGUUUGUUUUUUUCCCCUUUGCAGAGACCUUAAACUCUGCUUACAUUUUAGUCCAGAGGUGCAAUAGCAGGAGAGUUGGCAUUUUUCACCUCUUUAAUCUUAUUAGACUUGUUUUGGUUUUGUUAAUUAAAAUCAGUUCAAGGGACCAUUGUUUGUUGUGGUGUCUAGAAAAUAGAGGCCACCUCUCCCGUUCCCAUUGAAUGUUGUGCACUUAAUUCCUUGGACACAACACUGGAACUUUCACCUGCAUUCAGUCUAACCUGUAAACUACAAAGGGGUUGAAAACCAAACACGGGACUGUGCAGUAACAAAGCAUUGAAUGGGGAAGUCCCCGUGGACAUUUCUUAUCUACAAGUCCUGCCUUGGGGCAGACUAGAGCUGCUGUACUUUCAGUACAUCCUCAGUUCGUUGUCAGUACAGUGCACAGAGUACAUGAUGGUGGAUACUGGAAUAAUACUGAUUAUUAUCACAAAGGGGAAAAUGGCCUGUUGAACUCAAAACCUUGAUCCUGUCCACUCUUCAUUGGCGAAAAUAAAUUGUAUUAUAUCAGUACCUACUGUUACUCUGUUAAAUACGCACAUCUCUCUGGAGAGAGAUCUUAUGGUAUCUCAUUUGUAUAUAUUUAUAUACUCUGUGUGUGUGCACACAACUCAUGCUGUGCAUUUCUGUCAGGGCACUUAGCAGUGCCUCAGCUGAUAAGCUGACAGGACAAUUUGUGCAGUAGGGCUGUGUUAGGGGGAGGAUGUGAGCAGAAGUGCACAAGGGUUGAAAGGAGUGAGCAAGCCCUGGUUUAAAUCCUGCCCUGUGUUUUGCAGGCUGUUGGAAGGUUCUGUAGCUGCUGCGGGCAUGUGAAAGGAGGGACGAGCGCUCAUGAAGGGUAUAGCACAGUUAGAAGGCAGCGCAGAAAGCAAGGUUGCGUAGCACUAUGGAAGAGGCGUGGGGAGCUACUGGUGCUGUUUGCCAUAUGCUUGGAAUCAGUGUGCUGGGAGGAAAGGCAGUGGUACAUAAGAGUGAAAUGCUCCGCAGUCUGAGCUAAGAAUCCCUAGGAGUGGUUCAUCUCAAAAGAUCACAAACCCCAUAUAGUCUUCAUUAACCUUCUAUAUUUCUGGUUCAGCUGCCACUAACUAUAAACACUGCUCUCUGCACCUUUGUUGUUGUUCCCUGUGCAUUAAGCUAAGGCCAAAACAUAAGAUAAAACUGUGAAGUUACUUCUUAUUAGCUCCAUUCUUUAUCCUCCCCACCCAUUCCUUCCAGAGCUUGGGCACGUGUCUCUAAGUCUGGUUCCCCACCACCAGUGAACACUGUGAUGGGAACAGCAUCAUUUUCUUCCUUGAUGCCAGUUCUGUGUGCCCACAUAAUGCUGCAGGCUUCUGAAUGAUGGGGUACAAGCUGGACAGAAUCAGCCCUUAGAACCUGAUUUUCUAGGCUUGGAAACCUUCUGCAGAUUCCUGGCAUCUCUCUUCCCCACCCCAUCCACCCUUGGAUAGCAGUGAGGCUUCUGGCAGUUUGGGGAGAGGUGGUCUGUUCCUGCAUGUGUUGGGUCAGAGUUGCUCAUAUGAAGGACAUCUCCUUUGUUAGUGGGGGGUUUUCCUGCAGUCUCAGACCUCGCUAGCGUAACAGCAUGCCAUGCAUAAGGUGUGUCUUCCUCUUGGUGUGUGUGGAUACUCAUGGCAGUGGUGUGUACAUACCAAAGGGAAGCCCCCAAACACCUGUUCUUGUGGAUUAUAGUUACUCUCAGUAAUGUGGUUCCUUUGAAAGCAGGUUUGUAACUUUUCUUUUUCAGCGUCUCCUCCAAGCUUUUGGUUUCCCUAAACUGUCAGCAGGAGUGUCUGUUCUUUUAAAACUGUCUAUGCUCCUGGUUUAAAAACCAUGGGACGGUUCCAGCCCCGCACUCCCCUGGACUCCAGUCAGAUUGUGAGCUUAGAAGUGGGUUUUGUGUCCUUAAGAAAGGUUGGUGCCUGUAGCAAGAACUUGGGAUUGAUGUAUGUCUUGCUGUGUUCGUUUGAGUUUGCACUGUCAGGAUUCAUUUCCGUAAGAGCCAGUGGAGAAAUGUUUGUGAGACUGUGCUUAGGUGUGCAGGGGGCUGUCAGAUCUGGGAAGAAGCCAGCUGACUUAAUGGUUUUAUUAAAACAUUACUCCAAAAGAUAGACAGACACAGAUAACGCUGAUUCCUGUUGUGUAACAGAACUCAACCAGUUGGGCCUGUCAGGGCCACUCACAUGCCUGGGAUACCCCAUUCCCAACCCUUGGCUAAUGCUGGAGGAAGAAAGCCUGGCUCAGCUAGAGAGGGCUGGGUAAAUAACGCAUACAGCAGCAACAAACAAGCAGCUGGCCCAAGCUGUGGGCCUCUGAAUGCUUGUGCUUUUGGAGCUACAUUUACCCACCUAUCUGCCAUCUAACCAUGUUCUGUAAAUCCAGGAUUAGCCCCGCUGAAUACACACACUUAGCCUGCAAGUCUGGAGGUGGUCUGCCAACGAGAGAUGGGAGUUACCACCACACAAUGUGCACAAAAUCAGGGGUAUCUUCUGUCCCCUGACUUACCGCUCCUGGUACGGGUACCUCAGAACAUGCACCGUUCGCAUUUUCACUGGCAGUUGGUUUAAUGAUUGUGAGUGAAAAUAUUGUAAUUAUCUGUAAAUAUGUAGUUAACAAAUUGACCUAGUUCCUGUAUUUUUUAAGUUUUUGUACUAAAGUUUAUAGAUACAGUAUGUGCCAACUAGAGAGGAGCUACUGUCAUUGCCAGCUGUAGCCCAGCCUGCAUCUAACCCCUUAAAUUGCCUGUGUGACACUAAGGAUUCAUGCUGUAAUAUUGUAAGGGCUGGGGGGAGAUAAGGGAGAAUAAUGACUUAAUUUGUUGUCCAGGUGGAAAUGCUUCUGGAACUAACAAACCAUGAUUGAUCCAUAUCUUUUAUAUUCACCAUUUAAGUUGGGUCCCCUGGGUUUUAGAUGCGUGUAUGCAAAACCUCUGCCCUUUCAGUCUAAAUGCAAAGUGCGAUGAUGUGGACAGUGCAAAGGAUAGAAGUGUUGGCUUGGAGCUUUUUCUGGGGCUGAAACUCACAUAAACCAAGUCCAAUUUCUCGCUGUCCCUUUCAGCAGCACCCUUUUCUCUUACUUACGGAAUUGUACAGAAAAUACAUAUUCCCCACCACCUCCCGAAAGUGUUUGAUGUCAGGAUAAUCUAAAGAGCAUGUAACCAUUGGAGAAGAAAUUAAUUUUAUGAAGCUCGUUGCCUGCUUUAGUGCCAGUAUAACACAUUUCUAUGGCAACUCUGAGCUCAGCAGAGUUUGUAAAUGAGCACACAGUUGUUAAUGAACUGAAGUAUGUAAUCGCUGCUUUUGCAUGGCUUGGCAGCAGUGUUAGACUAGGGCCACCUGAAAGCAUUGGAGGCAAAUUCUUGAUUGGAAAUGGUCAUUUGCUUAAGUUUCCCUUGACUAAAUGCAUAGGCAAGGCAUGGUGUGUGCUCCUAGAAAUUGCAUGCGGUCAAGGAAUGGAGAAUGCAGGGAUGGGGGACAGUUUCUGCUAUUGAGCAGCUCUCCUUGCAGACUGGUGGGUGUACUCCCACUGCCUUGCUUGCAGAUGCUUAUGUGGGUUGAAAUGUAGGCUACAGCUUGCUUGCAUUGUAGUUUUUGUUUUCAACACUCAUUACUAAAUUAGAGAGUCUUUUCCCUUGGAUUGCAUAUGAAUGAAAUAAUCUCACACACCUCACUUAUCCCACCUUCACUGAAUAUCUCAUGGCGUAGGGAAAUCUGCAACCCUGGAAUAGCUCUGAGAGCUAGAGGUCUACAAGAAAGAGGGUUCAUGACCACUAGAGAGACCAGUCAUUGGAAGAUGUUUAAGUUUCCCCGGAGGCUGUUGGGAUGUGAAAUCUUCAAGACACUGACAGGAUCAAGGAAGGCAGGAAAUGCAGAGAUGGAGAGGCAUGGAUGGUGGUGUGGUUUCUGCACUCAAAAUCCACCUGCUUCCUUUCCUUCAACCUUCCUUUUUCUCCUAACCCCUCUCAGCUCUCACCCAGCUUGCUUUAGAAGAUGGAUACUUUAUCUGAUCAAACCAACGUCAAAUGGGGGGUGGGUCUGAUGUAAAUAAAUUAACACUAACAAUCAACAAUACAGUGCAUACUACAUAAACAAAAGGCUAUACCGACUGAAAUUGUAAAUGCCUGAAGUUUUUAUUAACACUUGGGUUGCUACUAAAAUUCCUAUUUGUUAUUCCAUGGAAAUCAUUAACCCAUUUAAAAACUUAAGGCGAAUAGUUAUGAAAUGCCGGAUUGCCAGGAGGACUUUAGCUGUCAGAGCCCCCUUGGUUUCGUACACAAGAGACGUAGCACAACUUGCAUUAAGAAGGUAGGAGAAGGUUGUGUGAGGUGUGUAUAGUGUAUAUUUUUAAAAUAGCUUGCUUGUAUUGUGAAGACUUUAAAAACAACUUGAGAAUUCUAACGUAAUUAUUAAACAAAAUUUAACAUAAGUUAUCCCACUGGGUUCGGAGCGUCUUGAAUGUAUAAUCUUUUUGUAACCCAGAACGAUUUAUUCUUCUACCCAGUCAGCAAGAUAUCUUAUUUAUAUGUUUAAAUUUGUAUAUCAAUUUUUCUUUUGUUUUCAUGAUUUCCAGCAUGCGUCUGUUUGGUUGUUGCACAAGUAUUGUGUAAACUAAAAGAAAUUUUAACUUGAACCUGGCAUUUUUACUUUCUUGGAUAUUCUUCCUCCACACUUUUUGGGUGAACCUGGGGGGGUGUAUUUUCCAUUUGCAGCUUCCAGGUGAAUGCCUGGUCUUUUGCCCGUUGUCUAAAAAUGCUUCACUGUCAGUUGCUUUAAAAGAAAAUAAAAAUGUCACCUUAUCAGUUCUAGGUAACGCAUGGGGAGGAGGGCAAGUGCACACCUGUAGCAGCACAAAUCUGGCUUUGGUUGCAAAACAAAGACAAAGCUUGGCUUUAACUAGAUAGCUGCAGAGCUACCCUAAGUCCCUCAUGUUCUCGCCACAGCCCUGACACAGGCACAGCUGCCAUGACCUGCGGUGGGAACUCUGCUGGCUUGAGGACUGCAGUGGGUAGCCAGGUUCCCACAAUGGUAGUGGGAGUUAAAAUAACUGUUCAUUUCGACUGCCACCUGUGGGGUCAUUGUUACACCCCUUGCUGUGUGCCUGCUAACGUGCGAGUGGGGAGAGGGAUGCUCAGACACCAAUUAAUGUGUUUGCUCCCCUCCUCCCCCUCUCCCCCAACUGUUUCCCUAACAACUUUCAGGUCGUGACCAAAGAACUCUCCCAAGGCCCCAGCCUCUGUCCUUGGCCAGUAGAGGGCUCGUUCAUUCUGGGGCAUCGGGAGUGGAGAUGUAAACGUGGCUUUAACAAAGCAAGGCCAGGAGCCGGGCAUCACUUUAUCGUGGGUGGUGCUGCCGCAUGCCAUUAUACUGAACAGAGGCCUGAGACUUCCAGGCCCAAUUCCUACAGGGAUGGAUUACCAAGGGUUAAAACAGGGUGUUUCUGUUUUGCACCAGCUGGGAUGGGUGAGUCUACAGGUGUGCAUUUUCCUUUUGGUAGAAAAUGCCACAAUCACUAACUGAUAAGGCUUAUUGUACAGUAUAUUGUCAGUAUUCUGGUAUCCUUCUGGUUCAACAUACAUUAGCGCUCAUAUAUAACCUGUAUUAAUUGUAUAGAUUGUGCAUUUAAAGCUGUUACCAAGUUGUCAGAAAAUAAGAGAAGAGAAAAUAAGGUCGUAUGUAAUAUUUUGUUUGUAAGUAUCCUUUGUAACAGAGCAAAGGAAAUGUUAAAAAAUCAACUGUAAUAAAGUAAUUUUAGUACA
Dermochelys coriacea (leatherback sea turtle) is the source of this 12498-nucleotide messenger RNA. RefSeq names its product TAO kinase 1 (gene TAOK1). Gene Ontology annotation, molecular function: protein kinase activity; ATP binding. The record is from RefSeq and is a predicted model, not a curated record. Gene Ontology annotation, biological process: execution phase of apoptosis; protein phosphorylation. The transcript is spliced from 20 exons. Bases 362 to 3367 code for a protein of 1001 amino acids. NCBI's taxonomy places the organism in Eukaryota, Metazoa, Chordata, Testudines, Dermochelyidae.